Molecule: messenger RNA, 738 nt
Organism: Cheilinus undulatus (humphead wrasse)
Lineage: Eukaryota; Metazoa; Chordata; Actinopteri; Labriformes; Labridae
Gene: tlcd5b
Product: TLC domain containing 5b
Exons: 2
Coding region: 1-738 (245 amino acids)
Cellular component (GO): membrane
Source: RefSeq, a predicted model, not a curated record
AUGCCAGUCCUGGAGGUGAUCUGCAGCCUGAUUGGCUGGUUGUCUCUCUACUUGUUUUUUUGUUGGAAGUUUCCUCACAGGGGGCGUGAGUGGAACUGCCGGCUCGUCACUCUGUCCCACGGGGUCGUCAUUGUGCUGCUGACAGCGUACGUCAUCUUCAUAGAUGGGCCCUGGCCCCUCACACAUGCAGGCACAGAAAACACUGAUCUGCAGAUCCUCUCCCUGGCCGUCUGCCUCGGCUACUUCUUCUUUGACAUGGGCUGGUGUAUUUGCAACCGAACCGAGGGCCCCGUCAUGCUGGCUCAUCAUGCUGCGAGCAUUGUCGGCAUCAUGCUGACUCUGCUCAUGGGGGUGUCCGGCUGUGAAACCUGUGGAGUCAUCUUUGGCAGCGAGAUCACCAACCCCCUGCUGCAGACCCGCUGGUUCAUCCGACAGGUUGGCCUGUAUGAGGGACUGCUGGGGGACGCUGUGGACCUACUUUUUAUCUUUUUGUUUGCCACUGUGAGGGUGGGGGUAGGUACGGUGAUGUUUUAUUGUGAGCUCACCUCUCCAAGGACACACCUGGUAAUGAAGCUGGGUGGAGUGGUGAUGUAUGGACUGGCCUGGGUGUUCAUGGUGGAUAUCGCCAAAUUUGGCUACAAGAAAAGUAAGGCCAAGUAUAAAAGGUGGAGAGAGAACCACAGGCUGGAAGAGACAAAUUCGCCAAAAGUGGAUGAAGUUUCAGACAAAAACAACUGA